This is a messenger RNA of Aquila chrysaetos chrysaetos, 1975 nucleotides long. Its product is annotated as translation initiation factor IF-2-like. Lineage: Eukaryota; Metazoa; Chordata; Aves; Accipitriformes; Accipitridae. The record is from RefSeq and is a predicted model, not a curated record. Bases 1 to 771 code for a protein of 256 amino acids. The transcript is spliced from 3 exons.
AUGGGGCGCCUUCCCGGGGCGGCGGCCGCGGCCACGGCCACGCACACGGCCCCGCUGGGCUGCCUGCGCCGCCUCGAAAAAAACUUCGCGGAGAGAAACUUGAAACGCGGAACCUUCCCUGCCCCGGCACCCGCGGAGAAACAGAGACUCCCUGUUCCCGUCCCGGCUCCUCCCUCCCUUUCUCGCUGCCCGCCCGCCUCCACGCACCCGGCUCUCCCUCCAGUGGCAGCCCGACGCCCGGCCGGUGCGGGGACUCGGCUCGGCCCCGGCCGCGGGCUGUCAGCGGCCAACGGGGGCAGGGCCGCUCUUCUCGGCUGGAAUUUUCCUCUCCCCGAGCAAAGCGUCUCGGCGGCCGCCUCGCGCUCGGUCCUUCCCCAUUCCAGCCACCAGGGCGCAGGGCGAAAUCCCUACAGGUGGGGAGAGCCGGCCGAGAAGCCCGGGGGCAGGGGCGGCGGUCAGCCCCCGCGGUGGGAUCCAGCGCCCGCAGGAGAACUGUUCCGCUCGGUGAUCAAAGCUAGGCCGCCCUGCGCCCGUCGUCGAGCCCGCCGGGGACUUGUGCCGCGUGUGUGCGUUGAAGUUUCCGUGCAGUUGUCCCCCGCACCCCUAGGAUCGCCCCCCACACCUCAUCCCUGGCCGCCGGCUGGCGGCCUCGGCCUCGGCCCCGGGGGUUGUGGGGGGGCGGGCAGCGGCCCCGCGGCCGCCGAGCCGGCUGGAGCGGGUGAAGCAGAGCGUGACCUACCUAUGUCACGGGAAACUAACUACCGAUGUUAAGAAUGGUUUCAGCUAGAUCUUCAGUUUGCUCUCUGAGCGUGACGGCACUUCAGUCUUGUCUGUGCCACAAGCUGCUCCUCUGCAGUACCUAAUGAGCAGAUCAGGCAGUACGCGCUACUUGCCCGCCUCAGCACAGAGCACCUUUCCAGCCGUGCCGUGGGAUCAGGAGACGGUCUUGCACGGUAAAAUACAACUCUUUAUGCAGACAGAACCCUGCUGCAUAACCCGUUUUAAGUAAUUCAAGAUGCACCUUAGAGAAUCCUUGGCCCAAGGGCAAAAAUUUUGAAACAUUUAAAGUGAAUGAAAAAGACCAGGGAAAUAAAGCUGUACGGUGGCUCAGGAGAUAGACUCCUGUGAGGGCAAAAGGAAAUGUUUUAAAACGUAUAUUGUGAUUAUCAAUGGUAAAAGUAAACAUGACAUUUUUCAGCAUAAAAUAUGAAGACUGAGAUGACAGGAGAAGAACCAAGAGGUAAAAAUGCCCAGCAAGGCCAGACUACAUGGUUAAGGAACAUGAAGGUACAGGAACAGAUUCAUGGCACAAGUAAAAAUAAUGUUCUUGGGCUGGACAGAAGUUUAACCUUGCAUACUGAGGCUUUAAUCCCCAAGUCACUCUGUCCUCUCUAGAUCACAGUGACUAUUAGGCUAGACUGUAUAACUAUCUGUCACCAUUUCUAGCAAAUAACCUAUUCCUUUUUUUUUUUUUUUUACUUUUUCAAGCCACCUUUUUUCUACUUCACAUGCCACUGAUGAAAAAAAUGCAGAGUGCAUAAAGAAGAGUGCAGUAUGAAUUUUGCCACGAUUUCAUCCUUAGUCAAGAAUGAGAGAGUUUAAUGCUGGCAGUCUUCAAGGUCUGCGCUCCGAUGACUUUGAUCAACUGAGUCAGGAAAUCAGAUUUGUUAUCUUAAUGUAUGAAAAGAAUAGAAGCAAAGUGAUGCAACUUCAUCAAGCAGUUACCAUUCCUAUGUAAACCUGAAAGGUAGUGAAUGUGAAUCUGAAUUUAGGUCUUUCAAACUGAAAUGGCAGAGACAACUAAAUUUCUAAUUAUCUGGGCUACUGCAAUUUUUGGUUGGAAUUAAUGAAUAUAAAAUUAAAUUAUUUUUGCUGGUGUUUUUCAAUAAAAUAACAGAUAUUUAAUCCUUCUUAUGAUAAGAAUUAUAUCUGUGUCAUGGUUUAACCCCAGCCAGCAACUAAGCACCACGCAGCC